This is a messenger RNA of Knipowitschia caucasica, 519 nucleotides long. Lineage: Eukaryota; Metazoa; Chordata; Actinopteri; Gobiiformes; Gobiidae. The record is from the annotation of a GenBank genome assembly.
AUGAAAGACUGGGAGCAGGCCAGAGACCUGGUCCUGAACUGGGAUGUGCUGAAGCCGUCGUCACGUCUGUGUCUCAACUCCCUGGACUUCAGUGAUCUGUGGGAGGAAGAGGAUCAAGACGCUGAGGAAGACCACAGACGAGGAUGCGACUCUUUCAGUAAUAUACCUGGGCUUCCCGCUCCCCCACCGCCUCCCCCACUGCCUCCUCUGCCGCCUCCCCCCUCUGCCCCCUCGGCACGGUCCUCCCUGAAGUCCCACACACUGCGGUUACACUGGAGGGAGCUGCUCAGUCUGCCCGCCCUGCCCAGAGCCACUCGCUUUGGGACCCGCAGCAUCUGGGCCGAGCUGGAGCCGGUGCAGGUGGAUCCCGACAGACUGCAGCAGCUGUUCGAGAGGGGGGGUGUUGGUAUGGUGUUGUAUGGUGGUUGUGUGGGGGGUUGGGGGGGGGGGUUGGUGUUUUUUUGGGGUAAUGGAUUGGGGGGGAUAGAGGAUAGAUGGUGGGGGGGGGGGGGGGUUUAA